Messenger RNA from Chaetura pelagica (chimney swift), 2196 nucleotides. RefSeq names its product protein kinase C, zeta (gene PRKCZ). Gene Ontology annotation, biological process: protein phosphorylation. The record is from RefSeq and is a predicted model, not a curated record. The coding region runs from base 1 to 1779 and encodes 592 amino acids. The transcript has 18 exons. NCBI's taxonomy places the organism in Eukaryota, Metazoa, Chordata, Aves, Apodiformes, Apodidae. Gene Ontology annotation, molecular function: protein binding; protein serine/threonine kinase activity; ATP binding.
AUGCCUAGCAGAAUGGGCUCAAAAAUUGAUUUGAACAAAGACUUCAUCAGAGUAAAAACACACUAUAGUGGGGACAUCCUGAUAACAAACUUGGAUGCAUCAAUGAGCUAUGAUGAACUUUGUGAUGAAGUGCAUGAGAUGUGUAAUUUACAACAGGAACAGCCAAUAACCCUCAAGUGGAUUGAUGAUGAAGGUGACCCAUGUACCAUCUCAUCUCAGAUGGAGCUGGAAGAAGCUUUUCGUUUGUAUUGUCAAAACAGAGAUGAAGGGCUGAUUAUUCAUGUUUUCCCAAGUACUCCAGAGAAACCCGGCAUGCCUUGUCCAGGAGAAGACAAAUCAAUCUACCGCCGUGGAGCCAGAAGAUGGAGGAAGCUGUACCGAGUGAAUGGGCAUUUGUUUCAAGCCAAACGUUUUAACAGAAGAGCGUAUUGUGGCCAGUGCAGUGAAAGGAUAUGGGGUCUCGGAAGGCAAGGCUACAAGUGUAUCAACUGCAAGUUGUUGGUCCAUAAACGUUGUCAUAUACUGGUUCCACUGACCUGCAAAAGGCAUAUGGAUUCGGUCAUGCCUUCCCAGGAACCUCAGUUAGAUGAUAAAAAUGAUGAAGUUGAUCUCCCUUCAGAAGAAACUGAUGGAAUUCCCUACAUUUCUUCAAACCGGAAACAUGACAACAUUAAGGAUGACUCUGAGGAUAUCAAACCAGUCAUUGAUGGAAUGGAUGGAAUUAAGAUUUCUCAGGGGCUUGGACUACAGGACUUUGAUUUAAUCAGAGUUAUUGGACGUGGAAGUUAUGCCAAAGUUCUUUUAGUUCGAUUAAAAAAGAAUGAUCAAAUCUAUGCUAUGAAAGUGGUGAAAAAAGAAUUGGUCCAUGAUGAUGAGGAUAUUGAUUGGGUACAGACAGAGAAACAUGUGUUUGAACAGGCAUCCAGUAACCCAUUCCUAGUUGGUUUACACUCAUGCUUUCAAACAACAAGUCGAUUGUUUCUUGUCAUAGAGUAUGUAAAUGGGGGAGAUCUCAUGUUCCAUAUGCAACGACAAAGAAAACUUCCUGAAGAACAUGCAAGGUUUUAUGCUGCUGAAAUUUGUAUUGCUCUAAACUUCCUACAUGAAAGAGGCAUCAUCUACAGGGACUUAAAACUAGACAAUGUUCUUUUAGAUGCAGAGGGUCAUAUCAAAUUAACUGACUAUGGCAUGUGCAAGGAAGGUUUGGGCCCUGGUGACACUACAAGCACUUUCUGUGGGACACCAAAUUACAUUGCACCAGAGAUCCUAAGAGGAGAAGAAUAUGGGUUCAGUGUGGACUGGUGGGCUCUCGGGGUGCUGAUGUUUGAAAUGAUGGCAGGAAGGUCUCCAUUUGAUAUUAUUACUGACAAUCCAGACAUGAACACUGAAGAUUAUCUUUUCCAAGUUAUUCUUGAGAAGCCAAUCCGGAUUCCAAGGUUCCUUUCUGUCAAGGCUUCCCAUGUGUUAAAAGGAUUUUUAAACAAGGACCCCAAGGAGAGGCUGUGCUGCCAGCCACAGACAGGAUUUGCUGAUAUCAAGUCUCACACGUUUUUCCGCAGCAUAGACUGGGAUCUGCUGGAAAAGAAGCAAACAACCCCUCCAUUUCAGCCUCAGAUCACAGAUGAUUAUGGUUUGGAUAACUUUGAUACACAGUUCACCAGUGAACCUGUGCAGCUAACCCCAGAUGAUGAAGAUAUAAUAAAGCGAAUAGAUCAGUCGGAAUUUGAAGGAUUUGAAUAUAUUAAUCCCUUGUUGCUGUCAACAGAAGAAACAGUAUGAAGGAAUUACAUCUUCCUGGUGGACAGUGUGAAUGACCUUUGAAUUUAUCCUUAAUUCCAGUACAUGCAUGUAAGGCUGGGGACCACGAUUUGGGACUGAGACCAAUGAUUUUAAAACAAUUGCUGCUGAAAAUCAAAGAAGAGAAAUUAUGAUUUUGGUGGGUGUUCUCCCACCACUUCACGAUUCUUAAGGUUUGGGCACUGAUGGAACUGGCUUCAUUAAUGAAGGAAUUUGCAUUUUGUGCCUGUUUUCAUGAAGGAUUGAUAUGUUCAUUGCAUCUCUGGACAAGGAGAUUCUGAGAAACUUUGGAGCUCUACACACUUUCUACAUACACUUGAUGCAAUGAGCUGCCAAGUGAAGAUUAUCACAGUGUAACAUCCUGAAGAAUAAAAUAUAUUACGGUGGUGUUGAAGCUUA